AAAAGGAUAGAAAAGAGAGAUAGGGGAGAGAAAUUAAAGAGCUUUGCGUGUUAUCUUCGCCCUCUUUUGUGUCUCCCUUUAUCCUCCAUAAAGUUCUUGGCGGGCGAGUGUACAUCUAUUGCUUCGCCACAUUUGGUCUCUGUGGUACUACAAGAAAGCCGAGGAAGCAAGCGAGCCCUCUUCUUGCUUACCGGACUCCUUAUUUGCUGGUUCGACUGUUUGUUUUCUUAGUGGCUGUCACGGAGAAAAAGAGAGGCCAGCUUUUACACCUAAUAAGGACUAUUGAAGUACUCAGGCUUUAAUUGGAAACAGAUCCUCGAUAUGGAUGGCGGUAAUGCCCUAGAUUUGGACACCCUGAAGGAGUCACUCCGUCUCGAGAUACGGAAAGAGUUCAAGAUCAAAGAAGGAGCUGAGAACCUACUGAAAGUGACGAGGGACAAAAAGGCCAGAGCCCACGUUGGCUCUAUUCUCAAGACUUGCACUGAGAGGAUCGAUCAGUUGAGGUCUGAUCUAACAGCACUACUGGCACAAGUACCUGAUGAAGAAGAUGCAACUGAGGUUCCAGUUCCAGGUUCCCCUCCAGCUCAAAGACGUAGCAACCAAUCCCAAGCCAUAACUGAUCUUGACAGGCAGCUGGAGAUAGAACAGAAAGUCAAGGCAGGGGCCGAAAACAUGAUCAAGAUGUACUCCAACGCCAAAAGCUCCAAAGAUCGUAAACUCCUCGUGGAGGCCCAGCAAAUGUACUCUGACUCAAGAACCAAGAUUGAAGUACUUCGUAUGCGUAUCAUGAAAACUAAGAGUGCUCUUAGUUCUUCUCCUGAGAAAGGUGAAGAUACUCAUUUCGGUAGGAACCUCUUGUCAAAGCCUGAGGGACGAGUGUCUUAUAUAAGGUACCGUAUUGAUGUGGAGAGUCGACUGAUUGAAGGAGCGAGAAAAAUAAUGAGAGCUAAUCCAAACAGCAAAGCAUAUUCCACUGCUGGGGAGAAUGAGAAACUCUCGGCUCAAAAACUAAAACUAUUAAAACUCUCACUCGAGAAUCGACUAACUGAAUUCCCCCACUUAGCCGAAGACAGCAAAGAGGACCCGGCGUCCAUUUUGAUCCCUCGCCCCGCCCAACUCACCGGGACUCUCACUAUUAAGCUCCUCGGGUGUGAGGGUCUGGUUGAUAUUGUCACGUUGAGGAUGAAUUAUGGUUUAGACACUCUUAGCUCUCAUACCAGACCAACUACAGGGAGCCUUCUCUCCCAUAUAAUGACACUACCGAGAUCACACAGAUCCAACUCAACACCUCAAGCUGAUUUAGAGAGGGAUUUAGAAUCAAGUGCUCCAACAACUUCAGGUUACAGUAGCAGUACAAUGGCAUGGAACAGGCCCAGGGGAGGCAGUAGACACAACAAAUUGAAGGGAAGCCUCUCGAAGCAACCUAGUGCUCAAGAUCUCCUGGAUGAUGCUCUACCUGGAGGUACAAUAUGUGCAGUUCUCUCAAUGGACAAUAAAGAAGUUGGUCGAACAAAAUGGAGUCCGCCAAGCAACACAGCCUGGGAGCAGCAAUAUCGCCUUGAGCUUGACAGAAACAGAGAGUUAGAGAUAUGUGUGCGUUACCGUGACGAUGAGGGUGAGUCCCUCUGUGGUGUCCUCUACCUCAGACUGGAGGAUUUCCUCAGCACUCCUUCCUCAAUCCUCUGCAUUCCCAUGGAGCCCCAGGGUAUCCUUCUAGCGGAGAUUUCUUACGAAGACCCUAAGACUGAACUACGUCAACCUAAACUGAAGCGAAACAGGAAAAUCUUUAAAGGUGGUAAAAUCCUCAGACCUUCAGAAAUCAACACUAACAUAGCCACGUGGUCAAGAUUGCUCAGUCGGGCUGCUCCUGCUAUAACUGCUGGUGCAGACUUGGCGUCUCCGAUGGGCGGGGCCUCGGGUGCAAAAUCCUCCGGAAACCUGAAACCAGUCACACUUAAUUUUGACUCUGACACGUCCCCGCCCCAAAGUGAUAGUCAAAGUGGCGAGAAUAGUCCAAAGACGCCAGAUACGCCUUCUUCGUAUCGGCACCAAAGCCACACCUCCGUUUUUGAUAAGGAUGACGAUGGAGGCGUGGCCCCUGAGACAAAUGGACCCCUCCCACCUCCGAGCCCCGUGAGCGACGCCGAGUUGAUGCAUACUCCGGAUCAGAUCAUCAUUCCACCGCCCCCUCAGUUUGUCGAGGAUAAGACCACGCCCACUAAGGGUGGGGCUAGCGGUGAGCGUAGGCUAUCAAACGGAGUCGUUGAACCUUUAAGACCUCCAUCACCUCUACCUGAACUGUGUAAGCACAUUCCUUAUCUCGAUAAUUUGGGCAAGCACGAGGAUGGACUGAAUAUUGCCUAUUCUCAUCCACCAGCUCCUCCCGUCCCACCAAGGAACUAUCAACUACCAAAUUCUCCUUCUCAUACACCAUUACAAGCCUCAGCUUCCUGUACUCCUUAUCUUCCCUCCUCCUCCCAGUACCAGCAAUCCUCCACUAACAUAUACACCCCCUCCUCCGGCUCCUCCCACUCUCAGAACACUCACCAGAAGGUCGGACGUAUGUCCACUGAGGGCACGUCGGUCUCUGCCAGUGGUACGCCGGAGAGAAAGGGAACAUCAUCAUCGUACAGGGACACUGGCGGAAGUGUUCUUCCUCACAUGAAAGGUAUCAAUGAGUACAAGUUUAUAGCAGUCCUUGGGCGGGGCCACUUUGGAAAGGUUUUAUUGGCAGAGGAUAAGAACACGAAGGAGCUAGUCGCUGUGAAGGUUCUAAAGAAAGGAGACAUCAUAUCAAGGGAUGAGGUGGAGAGUUUGAUGUCGGAAAAAAGAAUAUUUGAGAAGAUAAACGCUGUGAGGCAUCCAUUCCUAGUCAACCUUCACUGCUGCUUCCAGUCUGAGAACAAUGUUUGUUUUGUAAUGGAGUAUGCCUGUGGUGGUGACCUGAUGAUGCACAUCCAUCAGGACAUAUUCAAAGAGCCAAGAGCUUGUUUUUAUGCUGCCUGUGUAGUAUUGGGAUUACAGUACCUCCAUGAGAAUGGUAUAGUGUAUAGGGAUCUCAAACUGGAUAACCUCCUCCUUGAUGUUGAUGGAUUCGUAAAAGUCGCCGAUUUCGGGUUGUGUAAAGAAGGAAUGUGGUAUGGGUCUCGUACUAGCACCUUCUGUGGUACCCCAGAGUUCUUAGCACCUGAGGUAUUAACUGAUGUAUCAUAUACUAGAGCAGUUGAUUGGUGGGGCCUUGGGGUACUCAUUUAUGAAAUGUUGGUAGGAGAGUCCCCAUUCCCUGGUGAGGAUGAAGAGGAAGUCUUUGAUAGUAUUGUUAAUGAUGACGUCAGGUACCCUCGAUUCUUAUCAUCUGAAGCCAUCUCUAUAAUGAGAAAGCUUCUUCGUAGAAAUCCAGAGAGAAGAUUAGGAGCUGGUGAGAGAGAUGCAGAAGAUAUAAAGAGGCAGCCAUUCUUUAAACACAUUGAUUGGGAGAAGCUGCUAAGAAGAGAAGUAAAGCCACCGUUUAAACCAAAACUGGAAGGGCGACUAGAUAUUAGCAAUUUUGAUGAUGAAUUCACAAGAGAAGAUCCCAUUUUUACUCCUCCAAAGAAUCCCAGACCAUUAAAAGCGAAAGAACAGAAAUUGUUUCGCGGAUUUGAAUAUUCAGCCGACUGGAGUGUUAUUUAAGACCACACCUACUUCCUGCCCCUCCCAUUUCUCAUUGAUCACAUCAUCUCAGUUUCUGCUACAUGAAAAACUUCUCCAAAUUUUUCUCUCUCUCUCUCUCUUUUUAUUGUUAACUCAAAACUAUUAUAGUUGUUAUUAUUAUUUAAAACUCUUAAAAAUAAAUUAUUAAUUAUUAUUAUUAUUAUUAUUAUCGUUGUAAUGUUGUUGCUGUUGUUAUUCAACGAAUGGAGUUUAUUUUUAUGUAUUAUAAUGUUCACUGUUUUAUUCUCUCUCUCUCUCCCUCCCUAUCUCUCUUCGAAAUGAUGAGAUGUCUGUAUGUUAGUUGUGAAUUAUCUGUUUCUCUUGGUUUCUGAUGUUCGCUAGUUUUUUAUUAAGAUAUGUGUCUAAGAAAUUAA
Molecule: messenger RNA, 4067 nt
Organism: Amphimedon queenslandica
Lineage: Eukaryota; Metazoa; Porifera; Demospongiae; Haplosclerida; Niphatidae
Product: serine/threonine-protein kinase N-like
Exons: 21
Coding region: 322-3672 (1116 amino acids)
Biological process (GO): protein phosphorylation; signal transduction
Molecular function (GO): ATP binding; small GTPase binding; protein serine/threonine kinase activity
Source: RefSeq, a predicted model, not a curated record